Messenger RNA from Halichondria panicea, 4427 nucleotides. RefSeq lists its product as uncharacterized. The transcript is spliced from 2 exons. The record is from RefSeq and is a predicted model, not a curated record. NCBI's taxonomy places the organism in Eukaryota, Metazoa, Porifera, Demospongiae, Suberitida, Halichondriidae. The coding region runs from base 147 to 4286 and encodes 1379 amino acids.
GGAAAAUAGACCGUGUACCGAGACACAAUGGUGGUAUAAUUAUGGUCAACCACAUCCUUCCUUGCAUGUGACACAGUUUUAGGCCUAAGUCAGGCUGAGAGAAGCUACUGCACACACUGCACUGCACUGUAGCCCUCACUGAGUGAAUGCCCCAGGCAACGCACGACAUGAUGAGAGCUGCUCUCCUUCCUGCACUGUUGCUAGCUGCCCUGCUUUAUCCAGUGGCCAUGGCAACUCCGUACACCUGUCAACACAACAUCACGCUCAACUGUAGCCCUAACUGCAAUGGAUUCUCCGAAGCAUUGGGAAAAGUUAAAGCACAUGACAUUAAAGAGUCUGUUUGUGUUAAACUAUCAAAUGGUACAUUCUAUCUGAACUCUCUCGUCAAUGCAACGCUAUCACAUGUUCGCAACCUGACCAUUAUUGGAGGAGGAAGUUCUGUAGUGGAGUGCAACCGCACUGGGCUUACUUUUCUCAACUCAACCGGAAUUUAUCUUGAAAAUGUAUCAUUUAAGUUUUGUGGGGCUCUUCAUAACAGCACUAGCAGAAAUAUCAGUGCUUCUGGCUUAUCGUACGUGGAGAUUUACACGGCUUUGUAUUUCAUGUUCUGUUCCGAUAUUACCAUGGUGAAUGUGAAUGUGUUUUACUCGGAUAGUUCCGGAGUUGUAUUGUAUAACAAUGGAGGCAAUAACAAGUUCCACAGCUGUGCGUUUCAUACCAGCUUGCACAAAGGUCCAGGUGGCUCAGGAGUGAGUAUAGACUUCAGUUAUUGUGUCCCUGGGGACCUGGAGUGUAGUAUGACUAGUAGCACCAUUUAUGCUAACAAUGGUUCUACACACACUUUUGAGAAUUGUAAGUUUCAUGACAACAAUGCCGUCUCAGACUUGAAGCAGAAUGUAGUGUACCCUCACGGUACAGACCACAUGGUUCUCGGAAAGGGAGGAGGUGCGUCCGCUAGUUUUGGGGGACAUUCUAACGGAAAUACGAUAACUUUUGAAGAGUGCAAUUUUGAGUUAAAUCAAGCCAACGUUGGUGGUGGUUUGUACAUUUUGUUCAGUGAUGUUAGCGUUAAUAAUACAUUGGAGGUUAUGAACUCUAGUUUCUCGUCAAAUUCCAUGAACUGUGACUACGAACAGCAAUCCAAAUGGACUGCUUCUGGUGGAGGGGUCAAAAUUGAAUUCAUUUAUUACCCCCCAGACUCCAAACUAUGGCCUGGAUAUAUCUCAAAAGUUGAGGAUAAUACAGUUAAAUUUAGUGGAUCUACAUUCUAUUACAACUAUGUUUGUUAUGGUGGCGCUGUUUCCAUGGUAACAUCUCGUAGUCGAUCGGGAACUAACACAAAUUCUUUGAUAUUCGAUACUUGUAAUUUUUUACUUAACACAGCCCAACUAUCAUCUGCAGUAGACCUUUCCCUCCACUAUCCUGAUGAGCAUGGCGGAUUGCCUGUACAACCUGUGUUUGCAGACUGUACAUUUGACUCUAAUCACAUCACUAUUGGCAACAUCAACCACUACCCUCUAGGCAUGGGAGCAUUGUAUUCAGAUCGAAUACCAUUCAAUCUAACAGGCCAUAACACCUUUGUUAGGAAUGAUGGCACUGCAAUGGUUGUAUUGUCUACUUAUGUGGUUGCUAUGCAGAACUCAACCACGGAUUUCGUUGGUAACCACGGUAGAUUAGGAGGGGCUAUUGCGCUCUAUGGUAAUGCUUGGAUUGUGUCUCACAUUGGAUCAAGUUUCAAUUUCAGUGACAAUUCCGUCAAGCCUGGUGGUCUGGGUGGGGCCAUAUAUGCGGUACAGUUCGGAGGUCAUGAUAAUAUUAACCAAAACUGUUUCUUCCAAUACUACAAACCGACUGUACCUCCUAGCAAAUGGAGUACAAGCUUUGUCUUCACGAAUAAUACGGCUAAUGGAACGUCCAACUCUAUAUACACGACGUCUGUUCAACCAUGCAAGUGGCCUAGCAACAACUCCACCACUAGUAACUUCCACCACACAGAUGAUGUUUUUUGUGCGGGUCAUCCGUCGAAGUUUGUCAACUCCAACUGCCAGCAAGAGAUAUCUACUGCCUCUAGUACCCUCAUUGUACCCCCCAAUACACAGUUUUUCUUUGCCGUACCUGGUUGGCCCACCCCCCUCAAUGUUACAGCUGUGGACGAUUACGAAAAGACCAUACAGACGGUCCUCGUGGCCUUCCCUAGUGAUAAGGAUGUUGGUCAUAUCGGUGUGAAUCAAUCCACUGAGUAUAUCUCGAAUAAAGAGAUUGUGCUGUAUGGAAAGAAAAAUGUACCAUCGUUACUAAAGUUACGAACCCUUGACCCCCGAGUGAUUGCUAGUCAGCUAGGUGUUGAGAUUCUGGCCUGCCCCCCUGGUUUCAUUAGCGUACAAUGUGUAGACAACCCAGAGAUGGUAUGUGAUUGUGUGUGUCCAGCGAGCAGCAAUGCACUUAAUUGUUCCCCUAGAAACAUUACUCUGUUUUUAUACCACUGUAUGACUUACCAGUACGAGGAGAACAAUAGGAGUGCUCCUAACAAGUCACUACCUCUCGUAUUAGGUAAGUGCCCAUUCAAUCUUAUCAACCCAAAUUUACCGCAGAAAGCUGAUGAAUUAGACGCCAUUGUUUGCGGUCCACUGAAAAGGACGGGGGUAUUGUGUAGUCAGUGCAUAGAGAACCACGGUGUGGCUAUCAAUGGCCGCUUCCAGUGUGUGCUUUGCAACCCAGCUUUAGGUUGGCUCUGGUUCCUACUCAUCAAGAUCCUCCCAAUAACAGCUCUCUUUCUGCUAGUAGCCAUUUUCAACUUCAAAGCAACAUCUCCUGCAAUAAACGGCUUUGUUUUCUUUGCUCAGAUUGUGUCCACCAAUCACUAUAACAACCCCUUCCCAUUCGCCUUCGGGAUAAUAAGUGCGAAAAUUCAUGAUAUUCCUAUUGUUUCCGAUGUGUUAAUAGCACUUGUGCAAACUCCAUAUGCAAUUCUGAACUUGGAAUUUUUUGAGAGAGUUUUCCCUCCAGUUUGCGUUGGCAACGUCAGUACGUUAGUGGUCCUUGCCCUGAGAUAUGUGAUGGCACUCUACCCGUUGCUACUCAUAUUCGUUUGCUAUGGUUGCAUCAAGUUGUACGACAAUAACGUUCGAGUUGUGCGGAUUGUGUGGAAACCUUUCAAACACUGCAUCGAUAAAUUUCAAAAGAGAACGCAAACAAAUACAUCGAUAAUCGAUGCCAUAGCAACGUUUCUCCUGUUUUCCUAUACCACUUUUGUCCAUGUCUCAUUCCCAAUACUGAAUUCGAAUAUGGUGACCAUAAAGGAUGCCAGUAACUCUAACCACACACCCAUACAUGACCAGCGAAAGUUUUACUACGAUGCUUCGCUCGAUGCUUUUGGUCAAGCCUAUUUGUUAAUUUUCACCAUGGUGAUUGUCAUAAUUGGGAUCUUUGUAGUGGUACCGCCGCUAUUCUUCCUCCUCUACCCCCUCAAGAUCAUGCAGCGUUGUAUAAGUCGGCUGCCAAAGAAUAUUGCCAUUAAGACAUUUGCCGAAAGCUUCAAUGAAUGUUAUCGUAAUGGUACAGAGAGAAGAGGUGGAUGGGAUUUUCGAUAUUUCGCUGGUCUGUAUUUUUUGUUUCGCAUAGCAAUGUUGAUUGUCAUGGUGAGUGAUCUAAAAUGGGCGGAUCAGUACUUUAUACAGCAAGUGCUGCUGUUGCUAGGUAUGAUGCUGUUUGCCGUUGCUAGGCCAUAUAAGGAAGACCGCUACAAUCAUCUGGACACUCUAAUGUUUGCAUUAUUGUCUUUAUUGAACGCUUGCAGUUUCUACAAUAGUCAAAUAAUAAAUUCGACUACAACAAUAUCUCUGCCAGUCUUCAUCAUCAACUACAGCCUGCUCUUUAUCCCACUAAUCUAUGUUAUUAUCUACGCUGGUUGGUACUUCAUGCUCUCACUCAACUGUUGCAGUAGACGAUUUAAAAAUGAAUCAUGGAACUCAGAGAGUAUUAUCAUUAUAUCGGAUACAAGCAGUAACCAAGGUGACGAAGAACCAAUGUCAUUCGUCUACGAGGAUUCAAACAGAGAGCAAACCGACGAGUUUCCAGAUCGAGUAGUAAAUCCUCAGAACUAUCGGAAAAAGUACAAGAGUAGAGCUCCGAAGAUAACGGUUACCAAAGCAACUGGCGAUAGGGAGAGUGGGCGUGAACGUCAAGGCAAUACCGAGAACUCAUAUUUUUUGGAUAGAUCUCGCCAUAGUUACGGCUCAGUAGAGCGGAGUCAAACUGAUCCACAAGAAAUUAGAAAACUAGUUUAGAAUUAUUAUUAUUGAUUGCCUGCACACACUUAUAAUAAUUAUGCUGUUCUUCAUAACAAUAAUAAUAAUAAUAUUAUUAUAUUUUUGUAAACUUAUCUUUUACUAUUAAGAGUUGGUUUUAUCAAUGUUACAACAUUUGAA